AGAGAGAGGAGGUCGGCCGUGCGGGUCGUGUGAAGCCGAGGAUCCUUGAGAAUACUGAGAUUACCGUGAUUCCGUUUUUUUAUACUCCACCCUCCGUUUCCUCCUCCCGGUUUUCAGCAGCGUUUCUCCUCCAGGAUUCCGCCCGUUCCUCUGAUCCUCUUCGGGGUUUUCAGAGAGAUUUGCUCUGUGUGCAGACACAGGGAGAACCGGAGCUCUGACACCGGGCACAGAGCCGCUGUUUAUCCGCCUCACAGAGCGCGGAGAGCGGGGAGCAGCAGCCGCUAAACAGCCUCUCUUCCUCCGGCACGGAAAGGAGGAUUUACCCCGAAAACAUCACGGAGAAACCGGAGCAGCUCCACGAUCUGCUCGACUCAAUGGGAGCCCAAACCCAGUGAGGGGGGAGAGAAGAGGAGGAAGAGGAAGGAUAAAGACCAGAACAAAAAAGGAAGAUCUCCCCCCCAACACAGAGGAAGAUCUGAGAGGAGAGUCAGGGUGCUGCAUGCCCCCUCAUUACUCCCCCCAUAACUCCCCCCCUCCCACUCGGACAUUAGCUUGUUUUCUGCAUCACUGACGGAGUAUUAUGCGUUCCUCAUGGAGUUCUGGAGGCGUGGGGGUGAGACAGGGGACUGGAGCCCUGCUGCUGCUGCUGCUGGUGGUGGGGGGGGGGUCUCUCUGUGGAGGGGGGGGGGGCAGCUGGAGGCCUCCAUGACCUCCUCUCUGCUGAUGGACUUCCAGCAGGACUCCCAGCAGGAGACAUCCUUCUUCCCAGACUCCUCAGCGGUGGUGGGGAGGGUGUUCAGCGCAACGCUGCCCAACAACAACAUGGAGGACGUCUACCUGGGGGACGUCGUCAAGAUCUCAGAGAUCGGGAAGGACUCGCUCCCUCCCUGGCUGCACUGGGACUCCAGCAGCAGACUCCUGCAGGGUCUUCCUCUGGAGGAGGACAAAGGCGUCCAUUACAUCUCCGUCUCUAUCUCCAACCACACAAAAUCCUCCUUUUCCUCUGAGGUGUUUUCCAUCGAGGUGCACCCUGAAGACCACCUGGACGCAGAUUCGGCUCAGCUGGUCUCCAACCAGGCGCCCACUGCGGAGGACGUGCAGCCGUUCAUGUGUAGCAACGAGGAGCCGGUGACAGUGCUGACGGUGAUCCUGGACGCGGAUCUGACCAAGAUGAGCUCCGUACAGAGGGUGGAGCUGCUGGAGAACAUGAGGGGCUUCUCCGGGGUCGGGCUGACACACAUGAAGAUACUGCCUGUGGUCAACAACCGGCUGUUUGACAUGUCCGCCUUCAUGGCCGGGCCCGGGAACGCCAAAAAGGUGGUGGAGAAUGGCGCCCUGCUGUCCUGGAAGCUGGGCUGCUCCCUGGACCAGAGCUCAGUCCCGAAUAUCAACAGCGUCCAGGGUCCGGCGAAGAAGGGCAGCAUGUCGGCCAGGCUGGGCUACCCGGUGGUGGGGUGGCACAUCGCCAACAAGAAGCCCCAUGUCCCUAAACGGGUGAGGCGCCAACUAAACAACACCCCGACCCCCGUUCUGGCGGUGCUUCCUCCGACUACGGUGGUGGAGCCUCCGGUGAGGAUCGUCCCAACCCUUUCCUCGCCCUCUAUUGCUGCCCCGACCGAGAGCUCCGCCCCCCCUGUAAGAGGCCCAGUCCCCCUGCCAGCCAAGCCAACCAUCAAAGUCCUUCAAUCCAUCGCCCACACCCCAACACUGGGACCCCCUCAACCAACAAGGGUCAUGGAGACCACCAGCACCCUCCCUAUCCAGCCCACCAUGACCAGGCCUACGUACGUAGAGGCGACUGUGACCCCACCCAUACCUACGAGAAAACCUACUAAGAAACCCAGGAGACCCAAAUCCACACCCUCACCCAGGGAGCCAAAGACCACCACAGCGAAGCCGCCAAGGCGCACCACACCCUCCCCGGGGGUCCUGAUCCCAGACCCAGCCAACGAGAAGCCCGUCCUGCGUAACCCCAUCGACCAGGUCAAUGCUUUGGUGGGAACCUACUUCGAAGUCAAGAUCCCGUCGGAUACAUUCUUUGACAAAGAGGACGGGACAACUGACAAGCUGCGUCUAACUCUGAGACAGAAACACAACGAGGUGGUUGGGGAGACCUCCUGGAUCCAGUUCAACACCACCAGUCAACUCCUGUAUGGGCUGCCUGAUGCCCAGCAUGUGGGCAAACACGAGUACUUCAUGCAGGCAACGGACAAAGGCAGCCUGAAUGCUAUUGAUGCGUUUGAGGUGCGUGUGAACCGCUGGCCUGUCAAUGAUAAAUCCCCUGUCAUCUUCACAGCCCGGUUCGAAGGUGAGCCGCGUUCAAUAACAAACGACAUCCACAAGAAGAUCCUCCUGGUCAAGAAGCUGGCCUAUGCACUGGGAGAUCGCAACAGCAGCACAGUUAGUCUCCGAAACAUCACCAAAGGGUCCAUCGUGGUGGAGUGGACAAACACCAGCCUCCCUCAGAACCCCUGUCCAAAGGAGCAGAUAGCCAUCCUGAGCAGGACGCUGGCCAGUGCUGACGGAAAACCCUCCCAGACUUUCAGGUACUCCAUGGAUCCUGAGUUCAGACCUCUGGACGUCCAGGUGAAGGGACGGGCAAGCUGCAGGACUUUCUCCUUCAUCCCACCCGGAGAGAUCGAUAUCCCAGAACCCCCUGCGGUCACUCCGGCUCUGGGAACGGGCCGGCAGAGCACCGAUGACGUUUAUCUGCACACCGUCAUCCCCGCCGUAGUGGUGGCAGCCAUCCUGUUGAUCGCAGGCAUCAUCGCCAUGAUCUGCUACAGGAAGAAGAGGAAGGGCAAGCUGACCAUCGAGGAUCAGGCUACCUUCAUCAAGAAGGGCGUGCCCAUCAUCUUCGCCGAUGAACUGGAUGACUCUAAGCCGCCUCCCUCUUCCAGUAUGCCCCUGAUACUGCAGGAGGAGAAACCCCCCCUGCCCCCUCCGGAGUACCCCAACAUGGCCACACCGGAGACCACCCCCCUGAACCAGGAGCUGCUGGGGGAGUACACCGCCCUGCGGGACGAGGACCCCAACGCGCCUCCCUACCAGCCGCCGCCCCCCUUCACCACUCCCAUGGACGGCAAGGGCUCCCGUCCCAAGAACAUGACCCCCUACAGAUCUCCACCCCCAUACGUACCCCCUUAAGACUUGCUCCACCCUCCCCUUGCCGGGUGGAGGGAGAGGACACCUGAGGAACUGUGACGGUUUCCAUUCUGGUGUUUGUCUGUCUGGACUUUUACAGGGAGAGAUGACAAGAGGUGCUAAAGUACAAAACAGCUACAGGGGAGUCUGGUUUGGGAGGGGGCGUCAUGAGGUGGGUGGGGUUUAACAGUAGACAAUGGGAUUGGUUGAAUCAGCUGGGAGGGACUACUGAUCCAGUGGUAGAUCAGCUACUACAGUGGCCUAAAGACAAACAAAAUCUUGACCCGCCGUCUUUCCGGCCGACUCGUCGGUCAGGAGCGGCGAUUGGGAGCGGUGCUCUCCCAUCCCAGCAUUCAUUUUGCUCAUUUUAAAUACCGGAUUUUAUUCAGUUUUUCAUCAUUACCCCGAGGUUAUUAUCUUUUUUUCUUGACUGAAGUGUUUGCUAACAAGUCUUCUCGGUAUUGCUUUUUAAUAAUACGAGAAGACAGCAAUUUGCCAUCAGACCUUUAGGCAUCAAUCCGGGUUUUUAAUAAAGAGUGAGACCCUCUGAAUAACAAAAUCACACGACGGAUCUCACAUCAGCCUGCAGACCGUGUGUGUGUGUGUGUGUGUGUGUGUGUGUGUGUGUGUGUGUGUGUGUGUGUGUGUGUGUGUGUGUGUGUG
This is a messenger RNA of Trematomus bernacchii (emerald rockcod), 3807 nucleotides long. It is a transcript of the gene dag1, whose product is annotated as dystroglycan 1. Bases 592 to 3147 code for a protein of 851 amino acids. The record is from RefSeq and is a predicted model, not a curated record. Gene Ontology annotation, biological process: muscle attachment; morphogenesis of an epithelium; nerve development. Lineage: Eukaryota; Metazoa; Chordata; Actinopteri; Perciformes; Nototheniidae. The transcript has 4 exons. Gene Ontology annotation, cellular component: dystroglycan complex; dystrophin-associated glycoprotein complex; sarcolemma. Gene Ontology annotation, molecular function: calcium ion binding; laminin binding.